Molecule: messenger RNA, 8355 nt
Organism: Hypomesus transpacificus
Lineage: Eukaryota; Metazoa; Chordata; Actinopteri; Osmeriformes; Osmeridae
Product: serine/threonine-protein kinase WNK1-like
Exons: 25
Coding region: 635-6871 (2078 amino acids)
Biological process (GO): intracellular signal transduction; positive regulation of potassium ion import across plasma membrane; monoatomic ion homeostasis
Cellular component (GO): cytoplasm; cytosol
Molecular function (GO): chloride channel inhibitor activity; ATP binding; protein serine/threonine kinase activity
Source: RefSeq, a predicted model, not a curated record
AGCUAGAUGGUGUAGCAGAAGAAGGCGGUUCUGGUAUAAUAGGCCUUCGUUAGCUGGCACAGAGAGAGGCCCGCCUCGCCGCCCUCCUCAGUCAUAAAAUAGUGCAUCCAUUGCUGGGGGACGUUCCAACCGGCUUCUUGGUCUAACGACGAGUCUGAUUCAUUCACCGGUGAUGUACUGUUUUGGAUGUAAAAUGAUGAGGCGUUCAAGUAAACCGUGAAUUGGCUGACGCUGGGUCUAAGCCUCCAGAGUGAAGUGUGGUGCCCAGAGCAGCCUCCAGCUCCCUCUCUCUGUUUCCAUAUGCUCACAGCAGCUGUGGCCUGUGUCCUGCAGGAUGGAUGGGGUGGAUUUAAAGGGUCUCGUGUGUGUGCAUCAGCGCCCUCUGUUCUGUGACGGUGUUCUAGUCUUUUCCAUCUACCAAAGAACACCUCCCGUCCUCCACCCAGUCUCUGAGCCCUGUCUGUACAGGAACUGUCUUUGAGCAAUAAGCAAAGAGGAGAUUCUAGGGAGCUGUUGGAUUUCCCUUCCUAAGUCACCUAGAUACAAUUUUUUCUUACUGUAUGGAGGAGGCGUGAGCUUUUUUCUUUGCAUUUCACGGUUGAAUCGUACCCACUCACUUGCUGUGGGUGGUGGGAUGACGGAAAAGCCCAACGAUAAGAUGGUGAAGUUCCUGGCUCCCCCUCCGAAGAGUGGAAAUGGUACCGGGUCUGACUCUCUGGUCAGCGAGCGGCUAACGACGGAGGUGAGGAGACGGCACCACACCAUGGAGCGAGACCGCUGCAACCCAGAGCACCGCUUCUUACGGCGUAGCGUGAUCAGUGACUCCAACGCCACUGCCCUCGACCUCCCUCUACCCAGCAAGAUCCCAGUCCUGGCACCAACUGUGGCCCCCCAUCAGAGGCCCCAACCCUCCACUGCUCACGUGACGAGCAUCGAGCCAGGUGUAACUGUACAGUCCAGUGAGCAAAGAGGAGGAGGAGUGGUGAAGGUGGAUGUGGUGUCCGUCCACCAUAAAGCUGUAGUAAAACAAGAAGAUAUCUGUGACGGGGAGGUUGUGGUUGUCCAGUGUGCACCCCGACUGGCCUCCGAGCCACCAGGUCCAACAGCAGAACCAGGGGCCAGGGAGCAGGGGAAGGAGAGGCCAGAGGGAGAGGGGGGGGAGGAGGAAGAGGAAGAAGAAGACAAGGACUCUGCCAAGGCGCGUGCACAGGCGGAGCAGAGGGAGGCAGAGAAGAAGGUCCAGGAUGACAUCGAGGAGGCGGAGACCAAAGCAGUGGGGACGUCACCAGACGGACGCUUCCUGAAGUUUGACAUCGAGAUCGGACGCGGCUCCUUCAAAACGGUUUACAAGGGUCUGGACACCGAAACCACAGUAGAAGUAGCCUGGUGUGAACUGCAGGACCGCAAGCUGUCCAAGUCGGAGCGUCAGCGCUUCAAGGAGGAGGCGGGGAUGCUGAAGGGGCUGCAGCACCCCAACAUCGUGCGCUUCUACGACUCCUGGGAGGUCCCCUCAAAAGGCAGGAAGUGCAUCGUCCUGGUGACAGAGCUCAUGACCUCCGGUACCCUCAAAACGUACCUGAAGCGCUUCAAGGUGAUGAAGAUCAAGGUGCUGAGGAGCUGGUGUCGUCAGAUCCUAAAGGGCCUCCACUUCCUGCACACUCGGGCCCCGCCCAUCAUCCACCGCGACCUGAAGUGCGACAACAUCUUCAUCACUGGGCCAACCGGCUCCGUCAAGAUCGGAGACCUGGGAUUGGCCACGCUCAAGAGGGCCUCCUUUGCCAAGAGUGUUAUAGGUACCCCUGAGUUCAUGGCCCCUGAGAUGUAUGAGGAGAAGUACGACGAGUCUGUGGAUGUGUAUGCCUUUGGGAUGUGCAUGCUGGAGAUGGCCACCUCAGAGUACCCGUACUCCGAGUGCCAGAAUGCUGCCCAGAUCUACCGCAGAGUUACCAGCGGGGUGAAGCCAGGCAGCUUUGACAAGGUGGCCAUCCCAGAGGUGAAGGAGAUCAUCGAAGGAUGUAUUCGGCAGAACAAGGAUGAGAGGUAUUCCAUCAAGGACCUGCUGAACCACGCAUUCUUCCAGGAGGAGACAGGCGUGCGGGUGGAGCUGGCUGAGGAGGACGACGGAGAGAUGGAGGCCAUCAAGCUGUGGCUGAGGAUUGAGGACGUGAAGAAGCUCAAGGGGAAGUACAAGGAUAACGAGGCCAUCGAGUUCUCCUUUGACCUCGGGAAAGACAUCCCUGAAGAUGUGGCGCAGGAAAUGGUGGAGUCAGGCUAUGUGUGCGAGGGAGACCACAAGACCAUGGCCAAGGCCAUUAAAGACAGGGUGUCCCUGAUCAGCCGGAAGAGAGAGCAGAGACUGCAGGUCCGGCAGGAGCAGGAGAAGAGGAGGCUGGAGGAGGAGCAGCAGUGUCCAGUCCCCCCCCAGCAGCAGGCCAGCACAGAGCCCCCCCAGCCAGCAGCCCCAGCUCCCCAGCAGCCUGCCUCCUACCUCCUCCCCCAGCCUGCAGCCCAGCCUACCCUACAAACGACCACCUACAUGCCUACUGUACCAGGUCCAGGGCUCCCCUACCCCCCCCUGUCCUCCAGCCAGGCCCUGGCCCCAGCCUCGGGCCCCACGGUUGUUCCAGUCCAGCCAGGGCUGCAGGCUGAGUUGAAGGAGCUGGAUGUGGAGCAGCAGCACCAGGCCGACAAAACUCAGGCCGACAGAACCCAGGCCAUCUCCGUGCUCCCAGAAGCUAAGGCCCCCCAGCCUGCUGUGUCAUACACCUCCCUGCCCAAUCAGCAACCUCAGAUUCAGCCACAGGUCUCCUACCCUUCGAGCCAGACUGACCAAUCAACGCAACAGGUCGUGCCCAGCCCUGCUCCACCUGUGGCUCCAAGCACCCAGUCGACCCCUGGAACCCCCCAGCAGCCGGUGGCGCCUUCCUCCCAGCAGGUGCCCGCUCCCCCGCCUCAUCAGUCGGAGGGCAGCCCCACUUCCACACCUCUGCAGCCUGGUGCUCAGCAUCUCCAGGCCCCGAGUACUGCCCAGACUACAUUGGUGGACCAGCCAGCAGGACCGACAGCUCUGGUGUCUCCAUGUCUGGAGAGCAGCCUGGCUGACGCAGCGGGGGCGGCGGCGUCCUGUGUGAGUGACUGCAGCGAGGAGCUGCUGGGGGGCAGGCAUGAGGGACGCUCCCUCAAGAGACAUCAGCGCCGCUCGGUCCGCAGCCGCUCCCGCCACGAGAAGAUCACCAAGGCCAAGCUCAACGUGCUCAACAUCUCCAGCAUGGGGGACCGGGUGGCAGAGUGUCAGCUUGAGACACACAACAGGAAGAUGGUGACCUUCAAGUUUGACCUGGAUGGAGACAACCCAGAGGAGAUAACACAGAUCAUGGUGCAGAGUGAGUUCAUCCUGGAGAGUGAGCGCGAGUCGUUCAUCGAGCAGGUCCGUGAGGUCAUAGAGAUGGCUGACAACAAAGGAGAGGGCAUGAAGGAGGGCUACACCCAGUUGGUGAGUGAUUUACAGCAUCUGCAGCCUGAGAUGUCCAGUCCUCUACUAGCAGGAGCGCCCCCCAGUCUGGCAGCCCAGGUGGUCCACUCCGCGGGUCGCAGGUUCAUCGUCAGCCCCGUGCCUGAGUCUCGGCUCAGGGAGCAGUUCUUUGGCCCCCCCUCCGCUAACAGCUCCUUCAGUGACGAGCCUCCAGGUCUGGGAUUGUCCCUGUCUGCCCCCUCUGCCUGCCUCCAGCAUGCCUUCAGUCAAAUGAAGCAGAAUCAUGGAGAGAGACGAUCCACCCUGGGACACCCGUCUCUGGCCGACCCCACCACAGACCUCUCCUCCUUGGGAUCCCCGGGCCCAGCCUCCCCUCCCUCUGGCCUGGCUCCUCCAGAGGCUACGGCCUCUUCAUCCAUCCUACCUGCAGUGUCUGUCAGCUCCUCCUCCUCGGAGGAGGCAUCUCUUCUCCCCUCCACACAGCCAGAGGCUGCAGUUAGAGUGCCCCCCACGCCCCUUCCUAGCCCGACCCCUCCUCAUCCAACCCUGCCUCCCCAGCCCUCCUACCAGCCCGCCCCCUCCCAACCUGCCUCCCUUGCUCCCUACCCCCCUGCAGGUGUCUCUGAGCCCCCCCAAGUCUGCUCCGCUCAAGAGCCACACAACACUGCCUGCCCCGCCCCCUCUUCCUCUGGAGCUCCUAACAGCACAGCUGCCAAGACCCCUGUAGACCAGCGGCCAGUUAUCGUCUCUGUUAUAUCCUCUCAAUCCAACACUGCUCCCGUGGCUGUAGUACAGCCCGCCACCUCCCAGACCCAGCCUAUCCCUGUGUCUCUUCCUUCAACACAGCCCGCCCCCUCCCAGACCCAGCCUAUCCCUGUGUCUCUUCCUUCAACACAGCCCGCCCCCUCCCAGACCCAGCCUAUCCCUGUGUCUCUUCCUUCAACACAGCCCUCCCAGACCCAGCCUAUCCCUGUGUCUCUUCCUUCAACACAGCCCGCCCCCUCCCAGACCCAGCCUAUCCCUGUGUCUCUUCCUUCAACACAGCCCGCCCCCUCCCAGACCCAGCCUAUCCCUGUGUCUCUUCCUUCAACACAGCCCGCCCCCUCCCAGACCCAGCCUAUCCCUGUGUCUCUUCCUUCAACACAGCCCGCCCCCUCCCAGACUCAGCCUAUCCCUGUGUUUCUUCCUUCAACACAGCCCGCCCCCUCCCAGACUCAGCCUAUCACUGUUUCCGUCCCUUCAAUUCAGCCCUCCCAGAUCUCUGUCCCAGUUGUACAGCCCAACCCUUCUCAGACCCAGGCUUCUCCUGCUUCCGUCCCUGUAACACAGCCCGCCCCCUCUCUGACUCAGCCAAUCCCUGCUUCCGUCCCUGUAACACAGCCCGCCCCCUCUCUGACCCAGCCAAUCCCUGCUUCCGUCCCUGUAACACAGCCCGCUCCCUCUCUGACCCAGCCAAUCCCAGCUUCCGUCCCUGUAACUCAACCAGGGUCCAUUCCCUCCCAGCUACAAUCAUCCAGUUUACAGCCCCAGCCUGAGCCCCAGACUGGAGACCCGGAGGGGGCAGAGCUGCAGACUAAGACUCCUGGUAUAGACGACAUCCACGCCCUGGAUAAGAAGCUGCGCUCUCUGUUCAAAGACUCCCCCUCAUCUGACAGUCCUAACACAGGCACCUGCUCACCUCCCACCGGGACCACCUCCCCCCCGCCAGGAGCAGCCCUCCAGCCUCCCUCCACCCUGACCCUUCCCUCUGGAGCCCCUGUCCUUACCCCUGUCCUUACCCCCAGCCACACCCCCACAGCCAAGCCCAGCCAAGCUACCUGCCCCCAGGUGUAUCCUGACCAGGCAAUGACCCCCCCUACAGAGACUUUACCUCCAUUCCCUGGACCAACACAGCAGCCCAUGGGGAGCCUGGAUGCCCAGCUGAGGAGGGCCCUGAGCCCAGAGACUGUGUCUGGGGAAGCCCCCUCCGCCAGUCCUGCCUUCCAACUGGGCCGCUUCCAGGUCUCUGUGGCUGCGGAGAGCGCACCCCACAGCCCCUCCCCCUCCCACACCCCCUCCCCCUCCCACACCCCCUCCUCCUCCUCCUCCACAUCCCCCCUCUCCAGCCCAGAGAGCACGCUCCACCGCCGGUCCCCCCUGUCCAGGGGCGGGGGCCAGAGGGGGGACACUGUCGACGGAGAGACCUCCCACCCCGCUCCUCCUCCCACAACAAUAGGCCGCUUCCAGGUGUCUGCCAGUGCUAGUCCCGCCUCCGACCCCACCGAUGGAUCAGGCUCUAAAGUGGGCCGUUUCUCUGUGACAGUGAGGCCAGAAGACACAGCAGCAGGCUCCGCCCCCGGAUCCGCCCCCGGCUCCGCCCUGCAAAACGGCCCCCUCCCCUCCAACGCCCUCGACCCUGCCCACAGCUCCUGUCACUGUUACGUCAGCAGCGACAACGAGGACUCUGGGCCGGAAGAUGAGGCCUUCCAGAGGGAGGUCAGCCGUCUCCGAGAGAAACACAUGAUGGAGAUCCAGACGCUGCAUUCCCGCCAGAAGGAGGAGAUUGACACUCUCUUCUCCCGGCUGGGCAAGCCCCUCCCCUCGUCCAUCCUCUCCCCCGCCGUGACUAUGGCCGGGGGCCGCCGCCGGCCCAAGAGCAAGUCCCCUCGCAGCGGCCAGCCCAGCUCCCUCCACCAUAAAGAAGCCCCUGGCCAGACCCCCCAGGGUUCAACGUCCCCCGCUAAGCAGAGCUCUCCCCCCGGAACGGGUGCCUCAGAGCCAGCCAGCCGCACCUCCCUGCAGACCCUCAAACCUUCCCCCUCCAUGCCCAGCCUCAGCACUGCCACCCUGGGGGCCAGUGAGACCAUCUCGGACAGCGGAUCAGGCCACAGCCAGAGCUGCAGCAGCCAGACCCAAGGGGCAGGGCCCCAAAGCCGCACAGGGACCUUCACUGACGACUUGCACCAACUGGUGGACAACUGGGCCCGUGACGCCAUCAGCCUCUCCCAGGGCAAGAGGGGCUCCAAGACAGGAGGACAGGGACAUGAUAUGAUCCCUCCAGCCAACAUGGGUAGGAAGUUCUCAGCCCCUGGUCACCUCUGCCCCCCCCUGCCCUCUUCCACCCCCACCCCCUCCACCCUGGGAGGAACCCAGCCCUCUGCCCCCCUGGGCCCCAGGAAGGGCUCCCUUGCUCCCGCCCCCCAGGGCUUUAGCUACCCCGCUCCCUACACUGCCCCUCAGUGGACGGGGCCUUCCGCUUCCUGUCAGGUCAGCCUCCUCAACCCCGCCCAGUUCCAGGCCGCUCCCCCUGGCUCUGCCCCCAGCUCCGCCCCCCUGCAGCAGGGCUUCCACAUGGGGGCCACGCCCGCCCCCCAGAAGCCUGUGAGCAACCACACAGGCUCCAGCCUGAGACCCACGUAGCCCCCCCUCGCCCUGGGGGGCCGGCUGCCACAGGACUAAAACCACUAUCAUCCUUCAUUUUAGUAGUGGAGAGGAAUCCAGAUGGGCUGCUCCUAGGAGGGAGAUUGCAAUACAGACAAUCACUGCUGCCCUUCACUGAUGGGCUGGCUGCUCUGUCUGCGACGGUGGAAGGAGCUGUGAUUGGCUACUGGGUUGUCCUGGUGCCCAUGGGCCCUGCCCACAACAGCCAAAGACAUCUGUUGAAAGCACCCAUUGUGAUGUCAUCAUUGUGCUGCCAGACAGAGGGAUGUGGUCCUCUGCUCUGCACCUGUCCUUAAGCUUAACUAGGACAGAGGGGAGGACCCCAAACUCCACCUGACUGGCUGGCUGACUGGCUGGCUGGCUGACUGGAUUUAUUGGAUGAGAUUUCAGAGUUCUACUAAAUGUGAAAUGGUGUGUUGGGUUGUUGAAGACUCAAGGCAUAGGGUUCACACUUUCAUUGCUGUGCGUUUUAGAAGCAGAGGACGUAGGGGAGGUGAUGGUGUACAGGAUCCCUAUUGGCCUCAUCGCUACUGCUGUACAGUAAUGCAAUAAUGGUGGUGGCCCCUGUAACUGUGGCCUUAACAUAGUGUUUGUAUAUAAAUCUGUACCACAGGUUAUAUCAUCCCCAUGGAUGUGUUCCCCUUGCGGUGUUAUUCUGACGUGGUUACCUAGAAGAGCCGGUGAACCUCCUGGUCAUUAGUGGGUGCUGGAACACUUGGGGAGUAGUGUAGGGUGUCAGGAAUCAGCAGGAGGGCUUGGGGGUGUGGGAGGAGCCAGCAGGAGGGCUUGGGUGUGGGAGGAGCCAGCAGGAGGGCUUGGGUGUGGGAGGAGCCAGCAGGAGGGCUUGGGUGUGGGAGGAGCCAGCAGGAGGGCUUGGGGUGUGGGAGGAGCCAGCAGGAGGGCUUGGGGUGUGGGAGGAGCCAGCAGGAAGGCUUGUGCUUCACCUGGAGGUGCAUGCUGUUACACUGACAACCUUACCCCAUCCUCCCAUCCAACCUUCCCCUUUCAGGGUCAGCUCCCCGACCCUGACCAGCUCCAGGGGACAUUAUAUAAGGAAAACAAUGUGUUCUUUACGGACCUGUAUUCAGCCAUCAUAUCUUGAUGUUGUUUCACUGUAAAAAAAGGUUGUAAAACAACAUGUAGUUAAGGAAUCUAAAAGUGCAAUUGGAGAAACAGCGCAGGUUCAACCCUGUUCCUGGAGCUUUGAUCAGACACCAACCUGGCACGCCUUUCUAACUUCCUGUGUAUCUAGAUUUCUAAAUGUCCUGUGUGUUGAGGUGGGGGGAGGUUAAGAACACGCACUCGGCCCUGUGAAACCUGCAGAACACCUGUGCCUUGCAUCUACGCUGUGUGUGUGUGAGCGAAUGGCUGAGCCUCCGCAAGUGACGCUCACACACACACACACACACGACCCACCCAUAUAGAGCACAUUGGGUAAAAAACUGUGUGUGUAUAUAUAUAUA